AUGUACGAGCACUCCAUGAAAAGAGCUGGUUUAGUUUUCAACCGCAUCUUAUACUCUAACACCAGAGUCGCCCUUCCAGCAUUCCCAGGAGCAAACGAGGGUAAAUUCAGACUUUAAUACAAAGUGAAGUUCUUCGAGAAUGGAAAGGAGAGUCACAGAAAGAUCUACUAAUCUGCUAAUCUCGAUGAAUUAUUCCCCUCAAGAAAAUGA
Messenger RNA from Stylonychia lemnae, 210 nucleotides. The record is from the annotation of a GenBank genome assembly. NCBI's taxonomy places the organism in Eukaryota, Ciliophora, Spirotrichea, Sporadotrichida, Oxytrichidae.